AUAUACUGGCUACAUCUACUGUUUCUUUCAAAACAGCUGAUUUAUAACCUUUAAUAAAAAUUAAAAUGAUGCCAAUAGGUAUCGUAACUUAAUAUUUUAAUAGUGAAUUAAACUAGGUUAAAAUAAUGGAGAGGAUCAUCAAAAUUGGAAAAACAUUAAGGAACAACUGGAAAAAAUCAAUAUUUGGAGCGGUAAUCGUUUAUUAUGGCGCAUCAAAAUUAAAAGAAAAAUAUCAAAUAAACAUUUUAAUGCAAGCGGCCUGUAAAGAAGCCGUUAAAUAUGGUGACGCCUCGAUACCUAUGGAAAGGAACCCUACAGUGAUAACUGUGAUACUCAAUCCUGUAGCUAACAAACGCAAAGCUAAGAAGGAUUAUGAGAAAUAUUGUGAGCCAUUGCUGUUACUUGCUGGUCUGCAGGUAGAUGUCAUACAGACAACGUCAGAAGGUAACGCUAAGGAGGUUGUGGAAAAUCUUCGUGGUACAGAAGCUAUAAUAGUCGCAGGAGGGGAUGGAACAUUGUCUGAGACAGUAACAGGCCUGCUUCGAAGAAACGAUGAGGCAAACAGGUUCCCUUUGGGUGUAUUACCACUCGGCCGCACCAACAGCGUCGGGAAUGUUCUAUUUCCCGGCGGAGAUGGCGUCGAGAAGGUAAAGCAACUGAUUCAAUCCUGCAUGGCUAUAAUAGAAAACAACACCACUUGGAAAGAUGUGAUGAAGAUCGAACCCAUAGACACUGGUGAUGAAACUCCUAGCAAGCCGGUGUAUGCCCUGACAUCAAUAGAAUGGGGAGCUUUUAGGGAUAACAUGGCUAAGAAAGACAAGUACUGGAUAUAUGGACCCCUACGUGGCUACGCUUCCUAUAUAUUCAAUGGAUACAAAGAUUCUUUAACUUGGGACUGUAGUGGAACGAUCAAAUAUACUCCACCGUGUCCCGGGUGUGAGAACUGCAUCACGAAAAAGCCGGAAAUUAAAAGAAAAUGGACUUUUUUCAUACCAAACGCCCAAGCGGCCCAAGCAGACACGAAAAGUAUGAUAAAUCCAGAAUGUUCAGUUGUCAAUGAGCUGUGUUUUAAAUCGACAGAUUUUAGGAUUAAAACUCAAGUUACUAAUGGUAUUCCAGCGUUAAGUGUCGGUUUGGGAAAGAAUAAAUAUAAUUAUACGGAGUUUGUAUCGGAAGGUUGGAGACGCUUGAGGGGCGAAAGUGAUGUACCAGAGGUAGUCAAAGCGAGGACGAUUGAGUUUCGUCCCCUCGAGAGUAAACCUGACGUCGUCAUAGCAAUAGACCAAGAAGAAUUUGAUGUUAAGCCAGUUAAAGUUACUUUAUUACCGAAAAUGAUAAAAAUGUUCUGUAAAUCUGAAUUAAAUUGUUGAAUGUUUA
This is a messenger RNA of Melitaea cinxia (Glanville fritillary), 1377 nucleotides long. It is a transcript of the gene Mulk, whose product is annotated as acylglycerol kinase, mitochondrial. NCBI's taxonomy places the organism in Eukaryota, Metazoa, Arthropoda, Insecta, Lepidoptera, Nymphalidae. The transcript is spliced from 3 exons. Gene Ontology annotation, molecular function: acylglycerol kinase activity; ATP-dependent diacylglycerol kinase activity; ceramide kinase activity. Bases 126 to 1370 code for a protein of 414 amino acids. Gene Ontology annotation, biological process: ceramide biosynthetic process; protein insertion into mitochondrial inner membrane. Gene Ontology annotation, cellular component: TIM22 mitochondrial import inner membrane insertion complex; mitochondrion. The record is from RefSeq and is a predicted model, not a curated record.